Acytostelium subglobosum LB1 is the source of this 1065-nucleotide messenger RNA. RefSeq lists its product as hypothetical. The annotation marks the transcript as partial. The transcript has 4 exons. Gene Ontology annotation, biological process: ceramide biosynthetic process. Gene Ontology annotation, cellular component: membrane. The record is from RefSeq and is a predicted model, not a curated record. Gene Ontology annotation, molecular function: sphingosine N-acyltransferase activity. Lineage: Eukaryota; Evosea; Eumycetozoa; Acytosteliales; Acytosteliaceae.
UCAAUCAAGCAAUCAAUACAUAUAUAUUUACAAUAUACAAUGACAAUGGAAUCAUAUGGUAUUUCAGAGUUGGAACUGGAGAGGUACUUCAACCCUGACAACCACUUGUACACAUCGACGCGCAAGUUAGUCUCGGAACUAAAUGCAUUCCUAUUCAUGUUGCUCGCCACAACAUGUUUCUUCAUAGUCAGAUAUCUCUAUCAACGUUUCGUUCUCAAGCCAAUAGCUUUAUCAUUCUCAAUUCGCAAGUCUAAUGUACCUAGAUUCUUAGAGAAUGGAUGGUACUCAUUGUAUUAUAUUACAUUCCAAUUGUUUGGAUUCUACGUCUUCUUCAAAGAGGAAUGGACUCUGUUCCCUACAAUGAAUAUCUGGCUCGGAUGGCCAAUCCAACCAUUCUCAACACUGUUCAGGACAUAUUACUUGCUAGAGUUAUCAUUCUACUUCCAUUGCACAAUUGCAUUGUUCUUUGAGACUAGACGAAAGGACUUUAAUCAGAUGAUCACACAUCAUUUGGCAACAUUCUUCUUGGUGGGCGCCUCAUAUUGGUUCCGUUAUCAACGUAUUGGUCUGAUCAUCCUGAUCACUCAUAAUCUUGGCGAUAUAUUCCUGUACUCGGCCAAAGCCCUAAACUACAUCCAAAAGGAGAAGAUGAAUCCUGAAGUAUACAGUGUCACAGCAGACACCCUCUUCAUCCUAUUCGCCAUCACAUUCUUCCUUACCAGACUCGUCUUCUUCCCAUCAGUCCUUAUAAGGACAACAAUGUUUGAAGCAUUCUUUGUAUCAACUGGAUUCCCACUGUACUACUCGACCAAUGUUGCAUUGGUCACACUGCAGUGUCUACAUAUCUUCUGGUUCUACCUGAUACUUAGGAUUAUCAUUGCCAAGUUGAAAAAGGGUACAAAGAUCGAUGACAUUCGUAGUGACAGUGAUGAGGAGUAUGAGGCCAAUGAGAAGAGCCAUCACUUUGAUGCCGAACACCUACUUCGCGAUCAUCCCAAGUCCAAAGCAAGGGCGGCCGCUGUAAACAGUAGAAACAGCAAACUUAGAAGCAGCAAAAUAAAGAGU